AUGUUCGGAUCAAAGAAGUAUAAAGGAAAGGAUAGCGGAAGUUUGCGAAGUUUCCGGCCGGAAAAUGGUCAUCAUUAUCAUAUCUUCUCAGGUUUAUCCAUCCGAUCUCUGCCAGAAACAGAUUGCACAAACUUACCGGAAACAAGUAGAGCAGCAAUGGAAUCCGAUUAUUAUGAGGUUAAUCGGAUGAACGAUGAUCAAGUUAAUGCUGCUUUUGCCGAAUUACUUAAGCAAAUGAAUAUAAAAGAUGAAAAAUUUCGUGCCUUAUUGGCAGACAAUGAUAUGGAAAAGAAGCGGCAAAUGGUUUGUCAAUCUCAAAGACUUAAUAUGGCUACUCAAGAAAAUUCCAAGCGGCCCAUUGAUCUGAUUCGACGCAUUGAAAGGGUGCUGGCAUCAGGAGAAGAGGCUAGGUUGAUGAAAGAUGUAUUGAAAGACUUGAAAGUCCAGCUUAGCGUUCAGAAGGUGGAUUGGAUUAAAGAGUUCGGCAACCAGGGUGGUCUUCAGUUAUUGUUCCAUAUAAUGCAUAAUCUCAUCGCAUCCCUGCGGUUAUCUGAGAAUUCUGAACGGGAGGAAGAGUAUGCUUUGCAACUUCAUGACAGUGUCAAGUGUUUGAAAUCCGUUGUCAAUACAUGGCCUGGAAUGGAAAUGUGCUUCAGACGGAAGUCGAAAAUGUUUUCAUGCUUGGUUGGAGUGCUAUCCGUAGCUUCCGGCAAACCAUUCUUGGAUCAUUGGGAUUCACUGAAAUUUGUAACAGUGAGCCUCUUGGGCGUCGUGACUUUCGUUAAUGAUGAUAAAUUUGAGCUCAGAGGACGCGAGACGCUCUUGCAAGCUUUAACCGAAGAAGCCCGAUUACGAAAAUGUGAAAGAUUUCGCUGCAUUGUCAGUUGCUUAAAUAAAUCAAACCGCCUCGAUGUAGUGAAGAAAGCCAUGACAUUGGUAAAUGUAAUGUUGGAUGUGCCGGAGCCGGAUGAUACAACUACAGAGGAAGGUCGAGCAUCUGCGGAAGCUGCCUGGCAAAUUCGGAUGCACUGGAGAAGUGAAUUCAUGCGCGCUGGCAUGUACGAUUGUAUUCAGUUUUUGGAAAGUUGCACUUUGGAAGCAAUCAAGAAACAGUAUGAUAAUUUCUGCCGAAUCAAAGAAGCCGACUUUGCUGAACUUGUAAAUCGGUUUGAACAAAUAAAAGGAGAAUAUGAAGAGCCUGACUGCUGCUAUGGCAUUUUAUUAGCUGGUGUGAAGAACACUAGAGCCGAAGGGCCAUUUUUGAGCAUUCUACAACACCUUCUUCUGGUAACGGACGAUAAUAAUGUGAGGACAGAAUAUUUUCGAUUGAUUGAGAACUGCAUCUCAGAAAUCGUUCUGCCGAAAACAUGUGUUGAUCCUGAUUUUCGUGGGAAAUUCGAAUUUACUCAAGAUAUCACUCAUUUCCUCGAUACCUUAGAAGAUGGCGAGGAAGGAAGGCAAGCUAAUAAGCGUGUCGAAAUUGCAACACAAGCAAAAAAUGAGGCCUUAGCCAAAUUGAGCCAAUAUUACAGGAGAAUGGAGGAGUUUGCAAAUGAGACAGAACAGCUUAGAAACCAUAUAAAAGAUCCAAAUGUACCGCUUCCUCCACCAACAAGCCGUUUACCGCCACCAGAUACCUAUGCUGAAACAGUAAAUAAGAACUUACCUGCCGUAGCAGGAGGUCCUCCUCCACCACCACCUCCGCCUCCACCUUUGCCUCCGCCUCUACUUUCAUCUGGAGGCUAUCCUCCUCCUCCUUUCCCUCCACCGCCACCACCGCCACUUCCAGGCGGACAAGGUCCACCUGGACCGCCAUCACCACCUGGAUUCUUAAAUAAAGUGGCAAGCCCCGAACUGCCAGAAUAUCUGAAGAAGAAACCACAUCGUGAAGUAAAUGUGCCGAUGAAAAAAAUUCCAUGGAGCUCGGCAACGAUCAAACCCAAGGAAAUCAGUAAAGACUCCUUUUGGGCGCAAACAACAGAGGAGAAAUUCGCGAAUGAGCGGUUAUUUGAAACAUUAAAAAAAAAAUUUGCAGCGAAUCGACAAAAUACCACUGACUUCGAUUCAACAACGAGUGGAAAGAGUUUGCCGAAGAAGAAAGUCCGAAAACCACUAGUCAUACAAGACGAAAAGACCUUGCAAUCUCUUGCCAUUCUGCAAGGAUCGCAAAAGAUACCGCUGGAGGAAUGGAAAAGGAUUUUAUUGGAAAUAGAUGAUCAAGUAAUAUCUUCGGGAACAAUGCAGCAAUUGAGGAAUGCUUUGCCACCAUUCGACACGUUGAAGAAACUUGAGAAUUUAGCUGGUAACAAAUUCAAUGAGAUGCCAGAAGGGGAACAGUUUGCUGCAACACUGGCUUCAAUAAGAGGAUUGCCAGCACGAUUGGAUUCUAUGAUUUUUAUGCUUGAAUUUGAUAAAACCCUAAACGACUUGAAACCGACUAUAUCGGCUGUGAUAGAAGCAUGUGAUGAAAUUCGGACAUCAAGGGGCUUCAAAAUGUUUCUAGAAAUAGUUCUUUUGGUUGGAAACUAUAUGGGACAUUCAUCGAAAACAUAUAAGGAUAUAUUUGGAUUCGAAAUGAGUGUACUAAAAAAGUUAAGUGGUACGAAAGAUGUCAACAACGGUGAAUCACUUCUACAUUAUCUCGUAAGUUGUAUGUCUACUGAAGCGAAUGGUUUGUAUGCAAACUUCCCGAAGGAUGAAUUCCUCCAUGUUGAUAAAGCUUCACGUGUUAAUGCAGAUGAAGUGGCUAGGGGCGUUAUGGCUCUGAAAAAUGCUCUCAAUAAGAUUGAAAAUCAGCUUAAGGCAUUUGUCAAGCAAGCAGAAAAUGAUUUGUUCUCUGAAAAAAUGGGCCCAUUCUUAUCAAAAGCGAAAACAGAAUGCGAAAUCGUAGAAAAAAUGUAUAACACAAUGAAUACCAAAUGGGAGUCUUUGAGGAAAUAUUAUUCAUUUGACCCGAAAAAAUACAGCAUGGAAACAUUUUUUGGUGACUUGAAAUUGUUCAAAGAGGAUUACGAGAAAGUAAUCCAUGACAUGGAAAAAAUACGUGAAAUAAAAGAACGCGAGGAACAAAGGAAGAAACGACUACCAUUGAAACCACUGCAACCAGGAGUUGCGGCAUCUCCACUGAAUCGUACUGUUGCAAUCGAAGGAAUUCUGAAAACAGGAAAACAAGAUUUGGGUGUUGUGGAUGAAAUUGAGAAAAUAUUGGAAGCAGGAUAUUUAGAAGGAGCAGAACGAAAGACACCAAGGAGAACACCACGUACUCGCGCUGGUCGUGCUGCAAUGGAACGACAACGUUCACGUGCAUCUGAAGAACACAUGUCGAUUUCCGAUUCUGGAUCAUCACAACUUCCAACGCAAUAUCGAAUACGGAGGAAAGGACAGCCUACAUUACUUGUACAGGCAGGUACAGUAUCGGUAUUUCCAAAAGAGAAUGAAAAGCCAUAA
Molecule: messenger RNA, 3447 nt
Organism: Cercopithifilaria johnstoni
Lineage: Eukaryota; Metazoa; Nematoda; Chromadorea; Rhabditida; Onchocercidae
Source: the annotation of a GenBank genome assembly